CAUGCACGCGCCGAGAAAGAGAGAGAGAGAGGCAGAGAGAGAGGGAGAUUUUCUCUUUGUACUCAGAGAGGAGUUGAGGCUUUUUAUAUAAGCGGAGUUUGCCUGCUGGAAAUAGAACAAUAAGCCGGCUCCACUCGUCGUUCUCUCCAUUUUUAUGUCUUUUUCCCCGGACAAGAAAAAGCAUUAGGUUCCAGCGCUUGUUUCUUCAGGGGGACAUUUCCAGUCACACGUCCACCGGUCGGGAUUUGUUUGUUUUUUGAGCGUUAUUCUUGUUUUUGUUUCCAGCCGGACAGAUCUUCUUCUUCUUUUCUCGCCUCUUUCCACACCUCCCCGGUUCUUCUCUCCCACUCACCCCCCUCCCUCUCCUCCUACCACCACCGCCACAACCACCUCUGGAAAAGCGAGCGACCAUGGCCGCCGUAACCAGCCCGGAGACGAGCCCUCAGCCCCGGGUGUACUUCCAGACGCCGGCCGGCACCACGGAGGAGCCGGAGACGCCUGUUCGGAAGCAGGGACGCGUUACCGUCAAAUACGACCGCAAGGAGCUGAGGAAGAGGCUCAACCUGGAGGAGUGGAUCAUCGACCAGCUAACGGACCUGUACGACUGUGAGGAGGAGGCCAUCCCAGAGCUGGAGAUAGAUGUGGACGAGCUGCUGGAUAUGCCCAGUGACAUUGAGCGGGCAGCCAGGGUCAAGGACUUGCUGGUUGACUGUUUUAAACCUACUGAGGACUUCGUCACAGAGCUGCUGGACAAGAUCCGAGGGAUGCAGAAGCUCUCAACGCCACAGAAGAAAUGAUGGCGUCCAUCUUCCUCCCCGGCAUCCUCCAGCUUCCACAUCAGCCCUCACCUCUCGUCUUUCUAUCGCUCCCCAUUCUUUUUGUAUUCUAACGUCAAUUUUCUUCCAUUGAGGAUGUCUUUUUUUCCUCUUGUCGUUAGGCCCUCUGUUCUAAACCCCAGUCUUGAUUUUUUCCCCUCUUCAUCUCAUCCUCUUCUCUCUUGUUGCCUGGAUCCAGUCCCAUUAGUCACUUUUAUUUCAAAAUGUUCUGACAUCCCCUGCUUACUUGAUGAACUUCCUCCUUAAAAUACCAUCAGCAAAGAAAGAAAGAGCUCAGAAUUGAUCGGCAGACGACAACAAUCAAAUUCAUCGGAUAGGAUACAAGGAGCUCUCCUUUCCUUCUUCACCCUUUAUUUGGCUUUGCCUCUCCCUCAUCCAGCUCCUCCAUCUGUCGGAGGAGAAAGAGGAGGGGAGCCGAGAAGAAUCCCAUAAUUACUGGGAGUGGAGCGGCCGAGAGUGGAAAGAGCCAGAGUUGACAGCAGCCAAGAAACGAGCGGAUGGCUGAACGAUGGAGGAGGAUGAGGGUUCAAAGGAGGAAGCAGCCAAUCGUCUCAACUAAUGAGAUUCCCUUAUUUUAAUGUAAGAGAUUUGAAAGUUGAAUACGAUCCAGCCACCAACCCUAAUUCUUACGCUGCUUUCUUUUUCAUUGUGAGGGCGUGGAGCUAAUAUUCACUUGACUGUAGGUUUUAACUUCUGUGGGGUCAGUACAGCUCAUUUUCCACCUUGAAUCAAAGGCAUUUGCUACAGUGGUGCAUUUAAAGACUUUUUUUUUUUCGUGUGUGUCUGUUGAAUAAACUGCACUAUGUCAUUUCGGGAGGAAAAUCUGAACCUCUGACCACAAGGAGUAUUGUACGGUGUAUUUUUAGUCCAGCGAAGAGGCCAAUUUGAUCCUGGGAACGAUGGGUGAACCCAAAAGAAAGUCACUGGUUGGCUGCGUUGGUCAUCUAAAAAUAAGUCUUUUUAGGAGUAGAUUCUUUUGGGUUGGGCGUGUUUGACUAGAUUUCAAAUUGUUUCCUUAGAUCCGUAGGUCUGUACAAAGGUGGCGAUUUAGAAGCCUAGUGUGUGUGAGGCCUGCACAUACACGUGUACGUCUGUGUGUUAAAAUACUACGUGUGUGUGUGUGUUGCUACAUAAUGUACAGCAACAUUCAUGUAAGGGGUUUUUCCUGGCCUGUAUAUUCUGCUGCUCUGUACGACUAAUCAGAACUAAGAGGACUGGUUCCUGUUUUAUUUUUUUUUGUUGCACACACGCUCACACUGACAGUCCGACAGGGGGACCUGAAACAAAGCUGCCUUGUGUUUUUUUCUCUCUUUUUUCCUAAUGACCCCUCCCCUCCUCUCUCUGUUUCUCACUGCCCCCCCACCUUCUUCUAAGAAAUCAUAUAGUCCACCGCAUUGUUUUGUGUUGGGCGGACGUCACGUUGGAGCGGUCACGUGUCUUUUGCGGAGCCUUUUUGUCCACCUGUCACAUCAGUGGAGCCACCAACAAGAUGUGGGAAGAGGAGCAAUGGAGGCCGCUGUUUGGAAUUUGAAGCCGUCUGAAUGCAUUCAUCCCUCUUUUCUUCUGUUUUUCUUCCCCAUGCACUCACACAGACACACACAGGCCACCCUUGGGGGCAGAGGAGACGCAUUAACAAACACAGCUGCCUCUUACACAGAUGUGAACACACACAAACACUGAGUGCAGAGUAAAAGGACAGGAGUUGGAGAGCGAGUGGUCCUUAGCUGACACCAGAUCUGCGUUUCCAUGCCGCAACUGCCAAUAGAAUAAGCCAUCUGUUUCCCAUCCUGAGCCAAUCAGAGUGGAGACCGAAGCCCAGCGGCCAAUAGGAGGAGCGGUGACAUUCACCGAUACCCAUUGCUAACACCUGCAGUGACAGCAGACAUCUGCUGUCUGCCUCUUUCUCUCUCAGUACCCACACACA
This is a messenger RNA of Paralichthys olivaceus (Japanese flounder), 2760 nucleotides long. RefSeq names its product protein phosphatase 1, regulatory (inhibitor) subunit 14Bb (gene ppp1r14bb). Gene Ontology annotation, cellular component: cytoplasm. Gene Ontology annotation, biological process: innate immune response; regulation of phosphorylation. Lineage: Eukaryota; Metazoa; Chordata; Actinopteri; Pleuronectiformes; Paralichthyidae. Gene Ontology annotation, molecular function: protein serine/threonine phosphatase inhibitor activity. The record is from RefSeq and is a predicted model, not a curated record.